Molecule: messenger RNA, 1176 nt
Organism: Empidonax traillii (willow flycatcher)
Lineage: Eukaryota; Metazoa; Chordata; Aves; Passeriformes; Tyrannidae
Gene: DCPS
Product: decapping enzyme, scavenger
Exons: 6
Coding region: 8-970 (320 amino acids)
Biological process (GO): deadenylation-dependent decapping of nuclear-transcribed mRNA
Cellular component (GO): nucleus; P-body
Molecular function (GO): hydrolase activity; RNA 7-methylguanosine cap binding
Source: RefSeq, a predicted model, not a curated record
GCGCGCCAUGGCGGGGACCCCGCAGCUGAAGAGGAAGCGGGCGGAGGAGGAGGGCGAGACUGAGAAUGGCGGGGCCGCCGCCGCCUUCUCGCUGUCCGACCUGCGGGUGCGGCGCGUCCUGCGGGAGUCGGCGCGGGACAAGACCAUGUUCCUGCAUGCGGAGAGGAUUGGCCUCUCUGGAGAGGGGACAGAUGCUGUAGUCAUCCUGGAAAAGACUCCUUUCCAGGAAGAGAAGAUCCCGGACUUGCUGAAGAAGCCGAUGAAGGCGGAGUUGCAGAUGCAAAAUGACAUUUACUGCACGUUCUACCUGAGCCCUCCCCCGGAGCUGAGCGAGAUCAAGGCCACGGUGGUGUACCCUGCCACGGAGAAACACAUCCAGAAGUACCUGCGGCACGAGGUGCACCUCAUCCGGGAGACCUGGGAGGAUUACCAGAACAUAACCCUGCCCUUCAUCCAGUCCCAGAGCUUCAGCAUCCAGUGGGUGUAUAAUAUCCUGGAGAAGAAAGCUGAGACCGAUAGAAUUGUCCAUGAAAACCCAGAUCCUUCCAAUGGCUUUGUUCUGGUUCCAGAUUUAAAGUGGAAUCAAAACCAGCUGGAUGACCUGUACCUGGUGGCCGUCGUGCACCGCCGGGAGAUCAAAUCUCUGCGGGACCUCACGGCCGAGCACCUCCCGCUGCUGAGGAACGUCCUGCAGGAAGGCAAGGAGGCCAUAGCGAAGCGGUUCGGGGUGCCAGGCUCCCAGCUGCGCAUCUACCUGCACUACCAGCCCUCCUACUACCACCUGCACGUGCACUUCACCGCCCUGGGCUACGACGCGCCGGGCAGCUCCGUGGAGAGAGCCCAUCUCCUGGCCGAUGUCAUCGACAACCUGGCCGGGGACUCCACCUUCUACCAGAAACGGGCCCUGACCUUCCCCCUGCGGGCUGAUGAGCCCCUGUUUAAGAAAUUCCAGGAGGCAGGAAAAGUGUGAGCAGGCAGAGGUGCUUUUGUAUCAUAUUUUUUUAAUGAAUAACCCUUUUGCCAGGGUUUUUUUUUGUUUGUUUCUUUGGGUUUUUUUUAAGGUUUUGUUGCAUUUACGGUUUUUUAACUGUGUUUUUGUACAAGAUGGGGCUGAUGAUCCUUUGCUAUGGAAACUGUGUUGUCUGUUGAAGUCCAUUAAAACACUGAUUGAAUAAA